Messenger RNA from Microthlaspi erraticum, 720 nucleotides. Lineage: Eukaryota; Viridiplantae; Streptophyta; Magnoliopsida; Brassicales; Brassicaceae. The record is from the annotation of a GenBank genome assembly.
AUGAACAAAACCACACGGAUCGAUAUCCCUUCACCGUCUUCACCUUCCGUCUCCGCCUCCGCCGCCGACGGUGAGCUCAACGAAGACGACAUCUUCGCAAUCGACAUAACUCACGCGCCACGUCACUCUCCGUCGUCUUCUCCAGCCAAACAUCCUCCUACUCGCCAGCUUCAAAGAAGCAAAAGCGGUUUGAAGAACGUGGAAGCUUCCGGUAUCCUCGCCGCUCUUCCAGAGCCGUCCGGAAACAGUUACCUCAACCACGUCUUUCACCACAAGGCUGCGGCGGUUCUCUCGACUUCAGUCUCCUCCACAGCUUCUUCAUCGUCUUCCUCAGGCGGUGGUGGUGCAUCAGUUGCUUCUUCAUCUUCUGCAAGAACCAUCCCAACAGCUCCUAAACCGCCUCAAGAGAGACUUCCGUUCACGUCUUCUUUUAUGGGUGGAGGGAAGUAUCCUCAGUCAGCUCCGGUUCAAGUUCCGUUAGUGUCUUCGGCGAUGAUGAAUCGCCACAAGAAGGAGUUUAAGCUGACUGAUCUGGUGGACGAUGAGGAGGAGGAAGAAGAAGGAGAGAUGCUUCCGCCGCACGAGAUUGUAGCUAGGUCGUUGGCUCAGUCCUCGUUGCUGUCUUGCUCGGUGCUUGAAGGAGCAGGAAGGACACUUAAAGGGAGAGAUCUCCGGCAGGUAAGGAAUGCUGUUUUCAGAAGAACAGGUUUCAUAGAUUGA